UCAAGUGGCCACGGUGCGCUGUUGUGAGAUCGACGGCACUGACUUGGGACGAUCAUUCGAGGUUCGCAAGUCGACCAAGUCGGACGUUGAGUGGGAAAAUCCCGCGUUGUGUUUUGGGUGAGCUUUGCGCCUGAAGGGAAAGCCGCGCGUUGCGUCACGCGAGCUGAUCAGGUUUCUUAAGAGUUCUAAAAAUAAGAAUUAGCGAAAAUUUUCGUCAAAAAUCCAACACAGUGCUACAACCCACACUUUUCGUGCCUUCGUGCGCAACGAUAAAAGUUUUCCAAUUGAACGGUUUUUUUAUAUAAGUUUUUCCUUCCGACCAUCCCAUUUCCACCGCGAAAUUUUCUUGUCUUUUGCCUGCGUUUGUCCGGGACGAAGUUGGAGAAUUUUCACAUCACACAGUUGUGUGUCCUCAACCACCCGCCAUUCGGUUUAUCAGUGCAUCAUUUGCUGGCUUUCAGCACAGUGUAUUGUGUGUGAAGAGGUGAAGUAGAGAGAAGGAGUACACAGAGAGAGAAAAAAAAGAGGUUCUAUUUUGCAAAACGAAAGUGGAAGUAGCAGCAUACAGAAAAAAAAUAAUACGAUCGACUCUGCGAGUUUAAAUAGCCAUUAGGGAGUACACCACGAUCGACUCUGCGCCGUUCUUGAAGAUUCAUUGAAGAAAAUCAUUCGGUGCACAUCAGGAGAAUUCAAGACCAACAAAUGGCUCAAUUAGUCACUGUCAGGCUCAGUAGAAGCGAUGCCCAACCGUGGGGUUUCCGACUGCAAGGUGGAAAGGAUUUUGGAACUCCGCUUGUUGUUCAAAAGGUCGCUGGCGGAAGUAUAGCCGCCAAUGCGGGUCUCGUAGCUGGUGAUGCCGUCAUUAAAGUCAAUGGCAUGGAUGUGUACAACUUGCGCCAUAAGGAUGCCCAAGAUGCUGUUGUUCGUGGUGGGAAUAACUUUGAAAUCUCCGUUCAACGGGGUGGUUCAACGUGGAGACCCACUGUAAGUCCCGCUGGCUCCCUACCCCAACCCGUCCUAUCCGGUGGCAGUGUGGCUCCCGUGACACACACAUCCCUGGCAGCUAAGCCCCAGGAAGUUUCUCAUAUUGGUAGUGGAUACAACAGCUCAGCACGGCCAUACCUUCCAUCUGUCAAUGGUGAUGGUGUAAAGAGUAUUGUCAACAAGCAAUACAACACUCCCGUUGGGAUGUACAGCGAUGAAACCAUUGCGGAAACACUCUCAGCUCAGGCGGAAGUGUUGGCUGGCGGUGUGCUCGGAGUAAACUUCAAGAAGAACGAGCGAAUCUACAAUUCAGCCAAUUCGGAAGUGUAUAAAAUGUUGCAGGAAGCUGAAAAUGAUCCCAAUGAUCCAGAGGAGUCCUCAUUCAGUCCUACACCAUAUCAGUCAUCCAAUCAGCAAUCCUCGCCAAGCGGUGGUGUCACAAAGCAUGUGACCGCUCCUGUGGCCCAAGCUAAACCCCCCAACACGGGUGGUUUGCCAGCCGGCCAGAAUAUCUGUGCUGAAUGCGAGCGCCUCAUUGUAGGCGUUUUUGUGAGGAUCAAGGAAAAGAAUUUGCACGUUGACUGCUUCAAGUGUGCCACAUGUGGUACACCGCUAAAGAAUCAGGGCUAUUUCAACAUUAACAAUAAACUAUAUUGUGAUAUCCAUGCAAAAUUGGCUGCCCUCAAUAAUCCACCACCUGGUACAGAGGGCUAUCUACCUGUGCCAAUUAAGCCGAAUACAAAAUUGAGUGCUAGCACCAUUUCUGCUGCACUCACAACGCACCAUGGAACCGGUGCUGGUGCCACGAAUGGAGCACCACAGCUGGGAUCUCCCCUGUCGACGGGUAGCAAUACUAAUUUAAGUUGUGCGACAAAUUUUGCAUCAAAUAGCUGUGUGUUGCCCCAAGCAUUGAGUUCGUGUGAGUCGACACCGAAGAAAUUGUCGCCAAUGGCGUCAGUUGGGGUGUCCCCAAUCCAUUCAAGGCAGAACAGCCUCGGGAGCGCCAUGAGUGACACCGAUAUCAAUCACAAGAAUGUGUACAACAUUCUCAAGAAUUGCCAAUCAGACGACACUCCCGGCCACAGGAGGACCUACCUCGAGACAGACUUCACUGACACCAUCAGUGAAUGUGAUUCCCCAGACGAGGGCACAAGGAUGGUGAUGGUGGGGCAUGAGAAGAUGCAAAAUGGGACACAUAAUUCGGAAUUUGUCUACAAAACCAUUGGCGGUGGGAUCAUUCGAAGUGUCCAAGCACCUGGAAAAGGCAAGAAUAUUAACUACAAAAUCAAUACAAACAUCAGUGGCCCAAAGCCAUUUAACAUCUCAUCGGCUCCACUUUCACCCCCAAGUGCUGGACCCAAGAGUCCCUCAAUUUAUCCGCCACCAACAAGUGCUGCAGCAUGGAGCCAACCAAAGCCCCCGUCGACUUUUGAGGCUCCAAAACCAUCAACUUUUGGCUCAUCCACACUACCACGAGCCAACGUUGGACCGGCUGCUCCAGGAGACUUGGGGCCAGAGUGUGGGCAUCCCGAUGAGAUUUCCCAUGAACUCGCAUCUGUGCACUUUUCUUGGCCACCAUCGCAAGAAAUUGCAACAUCCACCCCUACAGCAACACCCCUCUACGUUCCACCACCUGAAACGCAGCACGUUAUUGUUAAACCAAUGCUUGAGAAGCAAAGUCAGUCAGCUCCAGAGUUGAGCUAUGGGCAGAGGGAGGUUUCCAGGGUAGCUGAAGUGGCUGAAAUGGAAAGCGGUUCAGAGAGUUACACGUCAACAAGCGCAACGACAACAACAUCCGAAGAUGCAGCACAUAUGCGAAUGUAUCACACCCAAACAUCACAGCCAAGCUAUACAAUCUACGAAAGUGCUGACUCAGAUGAAACUGACUAUGCAACCAUACCGCAUCACAAGCAGAGUAUCUGUUCUGCGGAGGUAUCGUCAUUUGUUUCGGAAGCACGUGGAGCACAAUACUUGGCUGAUACAUUGGAUACAACCUGCUUAGUUGAGAGAAUGCGAUCACUGACACCUAGACCUCCUUCACCCACCCCCAUGAAGACGGGGAAACAUGUGGAAUUUGCUUUACCAACUGAACAAAAAACGGAAACGCAACAAGAAAGCUUCUCCCAAGAAUCCACUCAGAUGCAAUCAAGUGCAGUUCAGGAAUCCAGCAUGGUACAGGAGUCAAGGGAAUUCCAGGAAGUGAAUCAAUAUCAGGACACUGCACACGUUCAGGAAGUUGCCGAAGUUGCGGAACAAACAACACAAUUCCAGCCAAUUGAUGUUCCUGAACAGAAACCUCUUCCUCAGGGAAGUGUACCCAAUACUGUCCCACAGGAAUGGGAAAGUGCAAUGGUUAAAGCACUAAAGACAGCUCCUGAAACCCCCUACAACAUUGUGAGUGUUAAACAGGAAGCCAUUGAGGAGAGUUGCAUCAAAGCUGAUGCAUCACAAAGUACAGCAACAACAUCAUACCAAAAUAUUAGCCUACCUGCACUUGAUGUUUUAGUUGAGAAACCAGCUGAAGGAACCAUCAUGUCGUCCCUGCUAACAACAGUUCCAAUUAAAAGUGUAAAGUUUGAGCCAAAGGCAACAAUAGAACCAGUACCAUUGCCUGAGGAAACUAGACCGUACUUCCCGCCACCGAUUGAUAUGACGGUUGUGGCUGAUGAUACAAUUCCAGGGAGGAAGUCGCUGAUGUUGGAGGCACUGAUCACAGCACCGGAUCGUCCAUAUUCUCCAUUUGGGCACGAGGUCAGCUACCAAUUGGAUGACCUACCGCGUCCUACGGAGAAGAUGACGCUAAGGACUGCUCUGACGGUGGCUCCUGAGCGACCUUUUACUCCUGUCAUUUUUGACUCAAACGGCUUGGCUCAUCCGAAGGCGGUAAAAGAAGAUAAGACUGGAAACAGUCUUAUUAAGGGCUUCCAACCUCAGGCUUCAUCGCAAAUUAGUUCAUGCCUAACUAGUGCUUCUCAGGAUACCUCAAUGCAAGAAUCUCAGAUUUGUCAGCAAGUUUCACAGCAGCAGACUUCUCAGCAGGCUUCACAGCAGCAAGUCUGUCAGCAGGUUUCACAGCAACAAGUCUGUCAACAGGCUUCUCAGCAGACUUCACAGCAGCAAGUCUGUCAGCAGGUUUCACAGCAACAUGUCUGUCAGCAGGCUUCUCAGCAGCAAGUCUGUCAGCAGGCUACACAACAGCAAAGUUAUCAGCAAGCUUCUCAACAGAUUUGCCAACAGUCUUCGCAACAAGUCUGCCAGAAGACUUCACAGCAAAUUUGUCAGCAAUCUUCCAAACAAGUUUGUCAAAAAUCAUCUCAAGAAGUUUACCAUCAAUCCUUGUCAGCAGAAUCUCGAUCUGAAGCUCGUAAACUGAUUGCAGCUGUAUCACCUGCCUUCGAACAAGAUGGCAUCGAUACGGUCAAUCGUGCUGCGGACGUGCACAUGGCACCACCUCAAAUCGUGACCCCGGUUCCCCAUCCGCGCCCAUUUACGCCCUCACUCAUCAACAAGCCCGCCCCCAUAAUCCCCUACUACCAGCAGAACCUUGCUGUUUCUGAGUACGAUCCCCAAAUGGGGGAGAUUUUUGAUCCCCACUUGCGUUCACCGUCACCCUGUUUGCGGGAGAAGAGCCCCGCUCCAGGUCCCCCACCCAACCCCUUGCGUAUCCAAGCACCACGCUUGCGUGAAUCCGGUCAACAGCCUAACCUAGCACCGGGUACGGCAUUCUCGUGUGCCCAAGUAAAGGCCGAGAGUGUGUAUCAGCAGAGACCCGAAAUGGUGGAAUGCCAGAGAAUCGGUGAUAAUUUCCGCCAAACCCGCACGAAUGAGGCAUCCCUGAAUCGUUCCCUGCACGCCGAGAAGGAGAGCGCCAGUGCCACCCAGGUUGGCAAUACGUUCAUCCAAAAGCGCUCACGUGUCGUGGAGGAAUUUGAACGCACGCAAUCGGCAAAGACAAUUGAAAUAAAGACCGGUGGGUCAGGUGAGGUUGUUUCGAAGAUUACGGAGGAUGAAAUGCCGCCUAAGGGUAUCGUGGCGAGUCAAACCCGGCGCUUCUCGCAGGAAGUUGCCCCACCCAAAAUUACCUUUCCAGCAAUUAUCCCUGUGGCGCCCAUGAACUUCCCUCUAGGUGCUGCACCCCAAAGCUCUAACACGGUGGCCCCGCCGCCAGGCUUCAACCUUAAAUCCCUCAAUGCCCCAUCAGCAUUUGCAUCUGCACAGUCAUCGCAUCAGAAUGCCAGCACUUUUGCUUUCACUAAUGCACCGCCCAAAAUAGAGGCUACAAAGCCCGCUUCUGGCCCCGUUGCUGCUUUUAAACUGCCAAAGCCGCAAACACCGCCGCCACCUACUAACAAUUGCCCCGGUACUACCAUGAGUGACCCCUCCCCUGAUGCCAGUGCAGGUUCGAAAGGGGGUGCCGCCGGAGUAACUUCUGCACCGAAGCGUGGCCGCGGUGUACUCAACAAGGCAGUCGGUCCAGGCGGCAGAAUCCCGCAGUGUGGUUGCUGCAAUCAGCAUAUCAGGGGUCCCUUUAUUACGGCCCUUGGACGUAUCUGGUGUCCUGAUCACUUUAUUUGCGUAAAUGGAGAAUGCCGUCGUCCCUUGGCUGAUAUUGGAUUCGUCGAGGAGAAGGGUAAUCUCUAUUGCGAGUACUGCUUUGAGAAGUACAUUGCACCGUCGUGCAGCAAAUGUGGCGCCAAAAUUAAGGGUGAUUGUCUCAAUGCCAUUGGCAAGCACUUCCAUCCGGAAUGCUUCACGUGUGCCUACUGUGGAAAAUUGUUUGGCAACAGCCCAUUUUUCCUUGAGGAGGGAAAUCCCUACUGCGAAGCUGACUGGAAUGAAAUGUUCACAACAAAGUGCUUUGCCUGCGGAUUCCCCGUGGAGGCCGGCGACAGAUGGGUUGAGGCUCUGUCCCACAAUUACCACAGUCAGUGCUUCAAUUGCACCACAUGCAAGAAGAAUCUAGAGGGUCAGAGCUUCUUCGCCAAGGGUGGACGUCCUUAUUGCAAAAAUCACGCCCGCUAAGUUUUUUUUUAACGAACAAAAAUUCUAAUUGAACAUGGAGAGUUUCCAGGUGAUUUUCCGUGAACCAUCAACGGAAAUUUCUCAAUUUAAAUUCAAUAAUUUAGCAAAUACACCCGACAAAGUCACGGAGAAACCCUUCAAAUGCCACACAGCCAAGACACAGUUGCAUAGCAAAAACACUCAUGAAAUCAAUUUUAGUACACAAAAAACCGUUAAAUGAGAAAAAAUUGAUGAAAAAAAUACAGAUUUAUUUAAUAAAUUUGCUUUGUACAAUUUUAUUUAAAAUGAAAAAAAAAGUAAAACAAAAAAAAAUAAGAAUAAAAUUCUUCAUUUUAUCCUAGAUGUAAUGUUUUAAGGUGCAGCUACAACGAUUUAAAAAAAAUCUAUUUUAAUCGAUAUACUUUAUAUAAACGCAAAAAGGAUGUAUUUAUGAUUUUAUUAGUAUAUUAAAAAAAAACAAAUAUUGAAUGAAAAUUUUUUGGAAAGGACAUUUUCAUAGAAAGAAAAAACUAUCCAGUGAAGUGCAGUGAUACUGGAAAAAAAUAAAUUAAAUUAUACGAAAAGAAAUCCCAAUUUAGGCAAAAAAAAAAGAAAUGUAAAGAAAAACGAAAGAUUGGAGAGAUAAUCUAUAUUUUAUCUGUAUAACUUUUUGUUCAUUUUCUUUUCUGUUGAAUCAUAUUAUUUUUGUGUAAAUGAAAUUUGUAAUUUGUGUGAAGAAAAUAAAGGACAACGAAAAAGU
This is a messenger RNA of Lutzomyia longipalpis, 6745 nucleotides long. It is a transcript of the gene Zasp52, whose product is annotated as PDZ and LIM domain protein Zasp. The record is from RefSeq and is a predicted model, not a curated record. Gene Ontology annotation, biological process: actin cytoskeleton organization; heart development; muscle structure development. Gene Ontology annotation, molecular function: actin binding; muscle alpha-actinin binding. Lineage: Eukaryota; Metazoa; Arthropoda; Insecta; Diptera; Psychodidae. Gene Ontology annotation, cellular component: filamentous actin; adherens junction; stress fiber. The transcript is spliced from 16 exons. Bases 703 to 6006 code for a protein of 1767 amino acids.